AUGGAAGGCAGCGAUAAUAGCAGAGCCAGCGACUACAUUUCCAAAAAGAAGCGAGUUAAAUCAUUAUGUAGGGGAAUAAAGGUUUUGUCCCCUUUUCGAUACCUUGCCAAAGCCAGAGAUUUUUAUAUCAAAAGCAUAGCUGAGUGUGCGGGGAGGGCUAAUUAUAGAGGUCUUGGUGUUUCUAUGGCUGGCCUGCCAAAGAGCUUCAGCGGCUCCUCUGUUAGAAAUGAUGAUGAAUUUGCUGAGCUCGUUAGGGCCGCUUCACAGAGCAGUAAAUCAUCUCCUGUGGCACAACACAAGGUGAUUCCGAAAAGCUCUAGCACUAAUAGGGCACCUUCUGUGGGAAGGAUUGACGAGGAUAGCCCCUGCUAUUUUGGUGGCUCUUUCAGAAAGAUUGUUGCCCAGCCAGAUCUUCGUUUCCCUCGUAGGCGAAUCUGUCGUCCUGCGAGAACUUCCCUCGGUACAAAAUAA
This is a messenger RNA of Cryptomeria japonica (Japanese cedar), 471 nucleotides long. RefSeq lists its product as uncharacterized. Lineage: Eukaryota; Viridiplantae; Streptophyta; Pinopsida; Cupressales; Cupressaceae. The transcript has a single exon. The record is from RefSeq and is a predicted model, not a curated record. Bases 1 to 471 code for a protein of 156 amino acids.